AUGUACUCUGCCAACUAUGGCUUUGGCAAUGCCGCGCCCAACUUCAACCCCCCCGCGGGCGCACCGCAGCCAGGAAUGCAGCCCGGUGGAAUGCAGCCCGGGCAGCAGGCCAUGUUCAACCGGCAGCAGCAAUUCGCCGGCAUGGCUCCCCAAGGAGUCUUCCCAGGCGCGAACCCCCAUAUGAUGCAGGACGCCAGCGCCGCCAUGAUGCAGGGUCAGGGCAUGCCCGGCAUGGCGCCAAACAAUCAGAUGGCCUACCAGCAGCAGUUCCCCGGCGCGUCAUACGGCCAGGUGCUCCCUGGGUCGGUCGGUCCGCAGGGCUUCGUUCCCAAUAACUACAUGAUGGGCCCUGGCAUGCAAGGCUUCCCCAUGGGCCAGCCCGGCAUGCCUCAGCAGGCUCAGAUGAUACAGCGCAUGCAGCAGCAGCAGCAGCAACAGCAGCAGCAGCAGCAACAGCCUCAACAGUCCCAACAGCAGCAACAGCAGCAGCUAUCUCAGCAACAGCAGAACCAGAUGAUGGCACAAGUGUCAACGCCUCAAAGACCCUCGAGCACAACGCAAGGAACGCCGACGAAUAUCAUGCCUCCCCAACAACCUCAGUUCUCGACUCCCCAGCCAAUGUCUCAAGGGCAGACGCCUACAGCCCAUCACCAGCCGCAGGUGGGAGUAGCCACUCCUCAGACGCCAACUUUUUCGUCCAACCCGGCGAGCAGCAUGGCUGCUCCAUCAAGCGCGGUGCCAAUGAGCCCGACAACAGAAAGUCUUGAAAAGGAGAGAUUUGCGCUGUUAUUAGACAUCAAUCACGAGCUGCUAUACGAGUCCAUUCAGAUACAGACAACACAGCAAGAGCUGAAGAAGGAAUUCGUUGCUGUCAAUGGAAACGUUCCCGACAGGAAGCCUACAGAGGAGGAGAGCCAGUUUCAGCAUGAUUAUCUACAUUGUAUGCGACGGCUUCAAGGAAAUCUAUCAUACAUGGCUGCCCUAGCCGAUCGGAAACCCGAUGUCAAACUCCCGCCGUGUCCACCAUAUCUCAGCGCUCCCCCACUCAACAUGGCGCUGAAACUGAGAGCAAUGCCGAUCGGCGCCGAGAACUCGAGCGUACCGGUAGACCCCGUGGCGGAUAGGGAAGAACGGAAUAAAUCGAUUCAAGAUCUGUACCGCCGACUGCAAGCCGUCUUCCCUGAGCAUGACCCAAAGAAUGAACCUGCCUACCGCACGUCUGCCCCUGGCCAGAAGCCAGGCAACCCAAUGACAGCGAGCCAACAAGCGAGCCCGGCUGCCCAGAGAACACCCCAGUUAUCAAACAUGCCAGGGCCACCCAUGAAUUCACAAGCCGGCGUGCCUAUGCAAUAAGAUACAGUUCUGAGUCAUGACUAAAGAUUUAUAGCCGCGGGGUAGGGCAUAUGUGCAGUAUAACGGGAUUGAGAGCCAGAACCGAAAAAAGAAGGUUUGAUGGCAGCGGAAGGGAACAUGGCCUGCAACUUCUCUCAAUUUCCUGCUGGCGUUUUCAAUCUGCUUAUUUAGAGGCGCGACAUGAUGGUUUGACUAUAUGAUAUCAUUUGACUUUUCCUUCUUUUCUUUUUCUACGAAAUCUUUUCUGGACUUGCAUGGCAAGGAUGUUACAAGAAUGCAUAUAAACUCACGAAGCAUAAAAGAACAAUCAUCUUUCCGAGCAGGAAGUCUACUUUCAUUGGGUAGGCCUGCUCAUUUAGCUACUGCCUAUCUAUGUAGUAUUAAUACACUUUAUCUACUAUA
This is a messenger RNA of Trichoderma atroviride IMI 206040, 1755 nucleotides long. RefSeq lists its product as uncharacterized. The record is from RefSeq and is a predicted model, not a curated record. Lineage: Eukaryota; Fungi; Ascomycota; Sordariomycetes; Hypocreales; Hypocreaceae.